UUUGAUUGAGUAAGGGGGAUUGGUUUGGAUUGGUUUGGUGGGAGUGUGAGGGGGGGAAGUGUUGGAAAUGGGGAGUAAUUUAAAUUUCAAGAAUUUUGCGAACGAACCACCAGCUGGCGGUGGUGGGAGGGUGGCGAAUAAUAACGCAGCAGUCCUCUGUCUAUUCUUUGACCUUUGAUGAGUUCCAGAAUACCAUGGGGGAGUGGGAAGGAUUUUGGGUCAAUGAACAUGGAUGAGCUUUUGAAGAGUAUAUGGAGUGCGGAAGAUAAUCAGAACUUCGCUCCCGCCAUUGGUGGAGGUGGUGGUGAAGGUGUUGGUGGUGUCCAAGAAGGGGGUGGCUUGCAGAGGCAGGGAUCGUUGAUCCUUCCCCAUACGCUAAGCGAGAAGACGGUUGAUGAGGUGUGGAGGGAUAUGUCGAAAGAGGUUGUUGCACCGAAGGAGGGAGCUGUCAGCGUUGCUAGCUUUUGCGUGUCGCCGAGGCAGCAGACAUUGGGGGAGAUUACACUUGAGGAGUUCUUGGUGAGUGCCGGGGUUGUGAGGGAGGAGGCUCAGUUGGCUGCUGCUAACAAUGCUGGGAUUUUCGCAUCAAUAUUUCUCCACGAAAACUAUGAUUCAUUAUUUGUCUUCAAGGGACAUCUUUCUUCAGCAUGAAGAAGAUGUAUGGGAAACAGUUUUAGAGAAAGAAUAUGAAAAUGUGUUGGGGGAACUUCUAAAAGUUGGCACAGUGGCAAGGGGCGAAGCAAGUACUGCUACGAGUGUGCAGAGUCGAAUGCAAGCGCUUAUAAUUUGUGUUGGUCAACAUUUUUGAUGGAAAAAUUCUUAUUGUGUGCUUCUACUUAGAUUAU
Salvia splendens (bonfire salvia) is the source of this 845-nucleotide messenger RNA. Its product is annotated as ABSCISIC ACID-INSENSITIVE 5-like protein 5. Gene Ontology annotation, cellular component: nucleus. The transcript has 3 exons. Gene Ontology annotation, biological process: positive regulation of DNA-templated transcription. The record is from RefSeq and is a predicted model, not a curated record. The coding region runs from base 178 to 651 and encodes 157 amino acids. NCBI's taxonomy places the organism in Eukaryota, Viridiplantae, Streptophyta, Magnoliopsida, Lamiales, Lamiaceae. Gene Ontology annotation, molecular function: DNA-binding transcription factor activity.